Molecule: messenger RNA, 1014 nt
Organism: Dracunculus medinensis (Guinea worm)
Lineage: Eukaryota; Metazoa; Nematoda; Chromadorea; Rhabditida; Dracunculidae
Source: the annotation of a GenBank genome assembly
AUGCCUGACAGUGAAGGUGAAAUUUGGAUGAUAACGGAACUCACUUGCACUUCUAUAUGGAAUUCCCUAGCGAAAAAGGUGAAACUCGGAAGAUUACAAUACAAACUGGAUUAUGACUUUCAGCAAAAUCAGUACGAUGAUAUUGUGAUCUGUGAUAAUAUUGAUCUUUCUAGCGAUUAUUUCUUUUUUUUGGAGAUGAAGAACAUUUUUAAUUAUCGGAUGCGAAUUUUAGCUGUAACUGUAAUUCAAGCGGAAGAUCUGCCAGGAAUGGAUAUGAGUGGUACUUCAGAUCCAUAUGUCAAGUUAUACCUUUUGCCAGAAAAAAAGAAAAAAGUGGAAACGAAAGUUCAUCGAAAAACACUGAAUCCAGUUUUCAAUGAAACAUUCAUUUUUAAGGUACCAUUUGCUGAAAUCGCUUCAAAAACUCUUGUGUUUGCUGUUUAUGAUUUUGAUCGGUUCUCCAAACAUGAUCAAAUCGGUCAAGUUCUCAUACCUCUUGGAAAAAUCGAUCUUGGGCAAGUAAUUGAAGAAUGGAAAGAUAUAGCACCACCACCAGAUGAUAAAGAAGCUGAGAAGAGCUUGGGCGAUAUUUGCUUUUCCUUAAGAUAUGUACCUACAGCUGGUAAAUUGACAGUGGUAAUACUUGAGGCAAAAAAUCUCAAAAAAAUGGAUGUUGGAGGCUUAUCAGAUCCGUAUGUGAAAAUCGUAUUAAUGCAAGGCGGUAAACGGCUUAAAAAGAAAAAGACGAGUAUUAAAAAAUGCACAUUGAAUCCCUAUUAUAAUGAAUCAUUCUCAUUUGAAGUACCAUUUGAGCAAAUUCAGAAAGUCUCAUUGAUGAUAACUGUGAUGGAUUAUGAUAAACUUGGUUCAAAUGAUGCGAUAGGCCGUUGCUUACUUGGUUGUUCUGCAUCUGGUGCUGAAUUACGUCAUUGGAUGGAUAUGUUAGCUAGCCCUCGUCGUCCGAUUGCCCAGUGGCAUACGUUAGGGCCAGUUGAUGAACCAGAAAAAACCUGA